Molecule: messenger RNA, 1146 nt
Organism: Arachis duranensis
Lineage: Eukaryota; Viridiplantae; Streptophyta; Magnoliopsida; Fabales; Fabaceae
Exons: 7
Coding region: 22-1146 (374 amino acids)
Biological process (GO): protein desumoylation
Cellular component (GO): nucleus
Molecular function (GO): deSUMOylase activity
Source: RefSeq, a predicted model, not a curated record
GACAAAAAAGAUGAAAACAGCAUGAGAUCGCCAAUGAGAUCGCCUAGCAAUAUGGAUGAUGCAAUAAAACUUGAAUGGAGAGAAAUUGUGCAAAGUGCAGUACAAGCUUUCUUAGAAAUAGAAGACUGUGAUAUAUAUACACCUUCUCCAAUCAAGAAGACACAAGAACCUGUGGUACCAUCAAUUCCAUCAUUCUCCCUAAUGAUACAUGAGGAAAACAAAAUAGAGGAAGAAAAAAAGGUGAUAGAUGAGAAAAAUAAAAUAGGGGAAGAAGAAAAGGUGAUAGAGGAUAAUAAGUUAACAGAAGUAGAUAAGGAUAAGAUAUACUUUUGGGCAACAGACGAUAGGUUGAACAAGGAUGAGACUUUGUGCAUCUUAAAAGAUAUACCUAGAGCAAUGCUUGUUAGGGAGGAUAUCAUGUCAAUGUUGCCAAGACAUCAGAUAAACAAUAUGGGAGAGAUGUUCUCACAUUGGGGACACUUGAUCAAAAGAAAGAAAAAAAGUUAUGUACUUCUUCCCGAUGAUUUUGGAAAGAAUGGUGACAGCUUUUUUGAGCAAAAGGAAAUUCCAAAACAUAGAUGGUUAUUGGUGCCGUGUUGCUAUGACUAUCACUGGUGGCUAUAUGCUUAUGACAUCUAUGAAAAGAGACUUUUUGUCUUGGAUUCCUUGUAUAAAGAGGCUAAAGGAGAUAGGGUGCAGUUAGACAUAUAUGCGAGCAAAUUGAUUCAACAAAUGGUCUCGAUAGCUGUGCCAAACUAUGAGCUACCAAAGAAUGACCUGAUCCCAAUUUAUUUGAAUAUUCCUAGACAAUCAAAUAACUAUGAUUGCGGAUUGUUUGUAAUAAAAUGGGUAGAAAUGUGGAAUCCUAGUAGUAUCGAGAUUAAUGUGUCCAACAUGCCAGAAUGGGACGAAUUUGAGUGCGUUAAUCUAAGGAAGCAAUUGGUCAUCCAAAUGCUUACAUCACUUUCAAAUGCACUUCUUAAGGAUAUUAUAAACAAAUCAGAGAAAUAUAGAGUGGUAAAGCCAACUCCAGCUCAAUCAAAUCCUUACAUAGUAUGUAAUACUGAUGAAUUGAUGAUUGAAUGCCUUGGUUCGGUUGGGAAGGGGUUUAGAAAGAAAACUGUUGCUAAGAAGCGCAGAAACUGA